AUAAAAUGGCUUCGAAGCUUUCUCCUGAUCACCAAAGCUGCACGAGGUAAAUGAAGUAGUUCAUGCUACUACACGGGCUCUACCAGCAAGAAGAUCUCUUCAUCGUGGAGCUGUUGGUGACGAAAUAUUGCCAGCAGUAGCUCCACCUGCAAGUGGAUGUUGUCGUCUCGGAGCUGUUGGUGCUGCGAAUGUGAUACCAGCGUAUAUGGUGAACAAAACGCAGCUCCUCCGGCAAGAGGAUCUCGACUUCGUGGAGCUGUUUGUGAUGCAGUGAUUGACAGCAGUAGUUUGGUGACCAACUCUGAGCUCCAGCAGCAAGAAGAUGUCUUCUUCAUGGAGCUGUUGGUGAUAGUAAUAUUGACAGCAUUAGCUUUGAUGACCGAGACAGUUUAGACCUUCACGCUGUACAAGUGGUUGAAAUUUUAAUACAUUAUAAACCGCUGUGAAGUGUUCCAGAUCUAGAGCUCAAUAGCAACAAUCCACUUGCUUUUGCCUCCAGCUCCCAUUCGCUGAUAGCAACAAGAAAUAUGUGAUAUGACACUCUCCUCCAGUGCUCAAGAAUUUUAUUCUGAAUCAGCCGACUGUGCUUGUCUUUGAUAACCAACGGAAUUAAACACGAGAGAAAGGCUGCUCACAAGCUCUCAAGAAGAUCGAUAUUAGCUCAACAUCUUGUGAGACCAAUUUACUUCGGGAGCUUUGAAGGAUGUCAUGUCUGGCUAAAGAUCAGCGAGGCUGUUUCACCGAGUCUUUCCAUUCAAGUCGGCGCUAGGCAUUGUUGCUCGACGUGAGAGAAAAGGGACAUGGAAACUCACGACCUCGUAUGAAGGUGGGAGAAAGAUGCUGCAAUCAUG
Molecule: messenger RNA, 851 nt
Organism: Marchantia polymorpha subsp. ruderalis
Lineage: Eukaryota; Viridiplantae; Streptophyta; Marchantiopsida; Marchantiales; Marchantiaceae
Source: the annotation of a GenBank genome assembly